Chelmon rostratus (copperband butterflyfish) is the source of this 3200-nucleotide messenger RNA. RefSeq names its product serine/threonine-protein kinase/endoribonuclease IRE1-like. NCBI's taxonomy places the organism in Eukaryota, Metazoa, Chordata, Actinopteri, Chaetodontiformes, Chaetodontidae. Gene Ontology annotation, biological process: intrinsic apoptotic signaling pathway in response to endoplasmic reticulum stress; protein phosphorylation; IRE1-mediated unfolded protein response. Gene Ontology annotation, molecular function: protein serine/threonine kinase activity; RNA endonuclease activity; ATP binding. The coding region runs from base 223 to 2535 and encodes 770 amino acids. The transcript is spliced from 7 exons. The record is from RefSeq and is a predicted model, not a curated record. Gene Ontology annotation, cellular component: IRE1-TRAF2-ASK1 complex.
GGGGAGGAAGCGCAGAGACGGAAGAACACGGGGCAACUUUGCUUCUUUACACGAACACCCUGAGUAAAGAGCUCAGUUUCGAAAGAUCGUUAAUCUCAAAGAGGGCAAUUACACUUCAGAAUCAAUCACACUGAUGCUGAUGCUGCUGUUUCGUCCUGCAAGAGGGUGCAGACCCCAAACAAGGUGUCACAAAUUAACUUGACGCCGUUGUAUCACAUCUCAAUGUCCAAAGAAACGCUGCUUACUGAAAAAGCAAAUCCAGGUGAAGGAAGCGAAUUCCACUCUAGUAUCUAUUUCCUGAAUAUGGAACCUGCUGUAGAGGAAGCUGAAGGGUCCAAAACCUCUGAAAAUCACAUGUUAUGGGAGGAUCCUCAGACCCACCUGACCAUGAUUGAAACACCUUUUAACGUAAUUGGGCAUGAUGCAGAAAAGAAAAGGCAAGAACGCAUCAAAUGGCUGAUAGACACAGUAAAUGUGACCGCAUACAUUAAAAGUGCAGCUACUCGCUUUCCACACAUUGCCCAGGAAUGUGUGCAUUCGGCAAUCAUUGCUUUACGUGCAGUUUUCUGCACAAUGGAAGAGAUACCAAAUGAUCUGGCUUUGGCUAUAAUCCCCCAACUACUGGACCAGCUUCACUCAAAAGAAAGACCUGAUAUAUGGGAAGCUGUUCUGAAAACGCUGUAUGUGAUAACACAGAAAACAAACGGCACAAAUGGCUGGGAUCCCAAAUUUACUGAGAAGUUAUGCAAAACAGUUGCUCCUUUUGUCAAGAACCAACACUCCUCUGACAUCAGAGUCUACACAUACGGCGUCUUUGCAAACAUGCUUUCAGUUGAACAUGCGGUCAACAUCUUUCCAUCAGUGGGGAUCACUUCAGUGCCCGAGGACGUACUAUUAUCUGCAGAUAUGAAAAUGAAUGACAAGCCGAAAGAAGUUCUCAGACAGCUGAAAAAUCAUUUCACCUCACCAAACUUGGAAAAGCAAGAGUAUACAACUUCACCUAGAUCCAAGAAGAAGAAGAAGAAGAAGAAGAAGAAAAUGAAGGAAAAGUCAGAAAAGCAAGAAGAUCCAAGUGAUGAAGUUUGCACAGAUGCAACUGAUCCAGCAUCAGCUCCUGUUGUGGACUCGACUUCAAACGUCAUCACCUCUACAUCAUCAAUGCCACACAAAUGGCUGCAAAUCAGCAAGAGGUUUAAAAAAAAAUUGGAGAAGCUUCUGAUGACCGACGAAAGUAAAGUAACAAGAAUUGGGAACAUCAUGUAUGUGAAUGAUGCAGAAUUUCGCAUUGCAAAGGGAAGUGAUGGUACUGAAGUCUUCUUGGGUCUGAGAAAAGAUGGCACUGAACUUGCCAUUAAGAGAAUGUCUAAAAGCAACUACAAGGAGCUGAAGAACGAGGAGGGAAUCCUUCGACUUGCAGAGCUUGAUCAUCCAUCUGUUGUACAAUACAUUGACUAUGAAGGAGAUGAGAACUUCGGAUAUCUUUGUCUUCAACUUUGUGAGUACACCUUGGAAGAAUACAUCGAAAAGAUUGAUGACGGCUCGCAGAGAGAGAAACUUGUCAAACAGAUUCUGAAGAGUUUAAAGACGCUUCAUUGUCAAAAACCUCCAAUUCUCCACCGCGAUCUCAAGCCACGGAAUGUUCUGAUCGAUGUUAACGGGAGGGCGAGAUUGGCUGAUUUUGGCAUCAGCAGGCGAUUACUCGAUGACCAAACAACUCAUCGCACCAACAGAGCAGGAACAAAAUGCUGGAUGGCCAAAGAGACUUUAACAGGGAGAGGCAAAAUACCAUACAAGUGGAGCAGCGACAUACAGGUGGCGGGCAUGCUAAUCUAUUUUGUCAUCUCUGGAGGACACCAUCCUUUCGGUGACAAAUCCUAUAAUUGUGAGUACAACAUCUAUGAAGGGAACUACAGUUUGCACCAUGUUCAGGAUGUGGUGGCGAAGGAUCUCAUCGAGUGGAUGAUCACUGAAGAACCAAAGGACAGGCCUAAAGUGGAAGAAUGCUUGAGUCAUCCCUUCUUCUGGACCCCUGAAAGAAGAGUCGAAUACUUGAGAAGGAUCGGAAACAUGCCGGACAUGGCAAAGCAUAAAGAUGCAGACCCAGAAUUAAUUUCCUCAAUGGAAGAAAGUGCUGGGGUUGGAUCUUUCAAACUGUGGAAAGAGAAGUUUCCAGCAGAGGUGGUCCAGAAGAUGGAAGGCUCCAAGAAACCAUACAGUGACAACAUUCUGGGGUUACUGCGCUUCAUACGAAACCUCUAUGAGCACGAUGCCGAGGAUGCGUACAAAGUUGAUCUCAUGUCGAUGUUUCCUGGUCUCUUUGGAUGCAUUUACACAUUUGCCAACAGGGAAGGGUGGAAUUUAAAGACACCCCUGCAGGAAAUGUUUGAAACAUUGUUUUCCAGAGUUAAAAAGCCCUCCACAAAGGUGGAGCAUCUCAUCGCCCCAGUUCAAGAAUCCCAACCCCUUCUGAGCCAACAGCAAAUCCAACAGGGGAACCUUAACUCUGCUAUUGACACUGGAGUCAAAGGCCAGUGAAUGAAGUCAAUGGGGGAUGUGAUUUGCUGAAAUGAAUGUAAAUGAAUGAAACAUUUCAUUGCAGCCUGUAAGAUGUAUUUAAAAUGUUGCUAUAAGAUCGUGUGAAAGUUUGCUAUUAUAAUAUGUGUCUGAUAUUGAGAGACAAUUGAUGACAUGAUUGGGUGGAAGGUGGGACAAACACUCAGUCCUUUGACCUUUACCAGACGACAUUCAUAGUCACAUAAAGGGUGCAUCUCAUGUCACAAAAUUGUUGUGUCCUCGCUCGAACCAGAAGUACUUCUGGUCCGCCAUCUUGUCGGUCGUCCCAAAGCACAUUUUGCGGCUCUGAGGAGCGAGGAGGAAUCUUUUUUUUUUUAUUUAUUUAUUUUUAAAUAUUGUCACGCAUGACAUACAACACAACACCACUCACAGCAUGCCUUAUUUACAUAUAUACAUACAUAUACAGAAAAAAAUGUCCAGGGGUAUCUCACUUUUGUUCAGUUCAUAAAUAAAUCAUGUAAUUCCCAAGGCUUCACAUAUUCGCACAGUUUUGAUCGCCUUUUGGUUCUUAAGUCCUGUCAAUGUCCCAAUAUAAUGUCCGACUUACAUUUUAAAUUGCUGGAUUUGUGUGUGUGGAAUUGUCCAAAUAAUAUCAAAAGGUUUAACACAAAAAUGUCUUUGCUUUC